This is a messenger RNA of Rhagoletis pomonella (apple maggot), 2281 nucleotides long. Its product is annotated as kelch-like protein diablo. Bases 318 to 1973 code for a protein of 551 amino acids. Gene Ontology annotation, molecular function: protein binding. The record is from RefSeq and is a predicted model, not a curated record. The transcript is spliced from 6 exons. NCBI's taxonomy places the organism in Eukaryota, Metazoa, Arthropoda, Insecta, Diptera, Tephritidae.
CCUAAAAAAUUUGGAAAUUCGCUAAAUAUUUAGUAAAUAAAAGUAGCAAAAGCGGAAGUGAAAAAGGAAAAAAGUGAAAGCGCUACAACAAGUACAAGCAGAGUAGAGGCGAGCAGCAGGAAAUGUGGUCAGUGAAAAAUUUUUGCGCUAAAUUGAAAAACAAAUGCAGCUAAUUAGCUCGGACAAUCAGAGCGAAAUUCGGUGCAAGCAAUAUUCGUAGCAUUAACUACAACAACAACAACAACAACAACAACGGCAAUAAUAAUUUUAACGGGCGCAACAUAAUUUACAGAAGACGUAGGAAUUUGUUGUGGAAAAUGAGUGGCUGUGGCGGUGGCGGUGGCGGUUGUGGUGGUGGUGGUGGUGUUGGUGUUGGCGGCAGCGCGCGUUUGGUAGCCACGCAAUCACUGCAGAAUGAGCACGCCGAAGCGCUACUGGUGCAGCUUAAUGAGUUCCGCAAAAGUGAGCAGUACACCGAUGUUUGUUUAAUUUGCGGCGAUGUACGAAUUAUGGCCCAUCGAAAUAUACUCGCCGCAGCGAGUCCCUAUUUCCAGGCGAUGUUUGGCGGCAACUUCCCGGAAAGUUCACAGCGCGAGGUGCAUAUCCACGAAAUGGAUCCGCGUUGCUUGGAGCUAGCAGUGGAUUUCAUCUACACCGGCCACCUCGAUAAUUACGUUGAUUGUGUGCAACAGCUGCUCGAGACUGCAGCCUUUCUUCAGCUGGAACAUUUGCUCGACUUGUGCACGGGAUAUAUGUGCGCGCAGCUGGACGCAGAUAAUUGUUUGGGGUUUAAGCAUUUUGCAGAAAAGCAAAAUAAUUUUACGUUGCUCGACUCGGCAUGCCAAUACAUUAUUACACAUUUCAAGGAGGUGGUGCAGAGUGAAGAAUUUUUGGAGAUGACAUACUUGGAGCUCAGCAACAUUUUGGCCAACGAUGCGCUCUAUGUACACUCUGACGACGCUGUGCUGUGCGGUCUGUCCCGAUGGGCUGAACAUCGACCCACCGAGCGCACUGCCAAUUUAGCAUCGCUAUUACGUUACAUACACCCCGCCUGCGUGACGGCUGAGGUAGCACGCUCACUACCCAUUCUCAAACAGAGCGCUGAGAGUCAAAAUUGGUUACGCGAUAUGUUGCAUAGCGCCGAUAAUAUGGAAUGGCAAAUAUUUGUGCUGGACAAAAUGGGACGCACCCCGGAUCUGCAGCGCUUCGACUUUACAUUCGAUGAGGCCACGCAGCUGCAACCGUUGCCUCGCCCAGCAUUCGCCGUGAGCUUGACGGCUCACAAGAACAUCUUGUAUGCGCAGGGUGGCAGUGUUGGACGCAGCACACGCGAGUGCUUCUACUAUAAUAUCUAUCGUGAUCAAUGGCAUGAGCUGCAUCCGUUGUUGAUGGAACGUUCGCAUCACCGGUCGGUUGUGUUGAAUGGGUGUUUGUAUGCGCUCGGUGGGAAUACACUGCAGGGUGCGACCUGCUCGGUGGAGUGUUUGAAUUUGGUUACGAAUAAGGCGACGUUCCGUGAAAAUAUGCUGGCGAAACGCAAUGCAAUGGGCGCAGUGGUUUGUGACAACACUCUCUAUGUAAUGGGCGGCGAGACAGAUCAUCGUUCACUUUACUCGGUGGAGCGCUACGACCCACGCGUCGGGCAGUGGCAUGAAAUGCCCGCCAUGCGCGAGGUGAACAGCUAUUGCUCCAGCGCGGCCAUCGGUUCGCACAUCUAUUGCUGUGAGGGUCUCGGCAGUUGUAUGGAACGUUUCGAUUUGCGCGCCAAUCGUUGGGAUGUCAUCAAUUUCUGGGAGGAGCGCGAGUUCUAUGAAAUUUUCGCCGUUGACAAUAGGCUCUAUAGUGUUUCGGGUGAAGCCAUCUCCCGCUACGAUGAGACCGAAAACAAAUGGCUGUGCGAGUUUAAGUUCACGGAAUCACGCGAAUGGGACACUGCUAUUGGCUUGCAGAUGGUGAACUAUUUGAGAAUAUAAAAAGUGGAGGGAAAUGUGAGAAGAAAUGUUAAAAGAAGAGUGAGAAAAAUGUUUGAUUGUUGGUUGGUGAAGAAAAUGCAAAGCAUCGCUUUUUUUGUUGGCCGCAAAGGCGUUCGGAAGUAUUUAAAUUUUUUUGUUGUGUUGUGCAUACAAAAUUAUUGCACUUUAAUAAGUAGUCUUCAUAGUUAUUUAAUAGGAAUAAUUAUAUAGAUAUAGACACGUACUUGCAAAUGUGUGUAAACACACGAAUCGAAAAAAUGGCAUUGCCACCAUGGCGUAUGAGUGAUUUAAACCGCAUUCGUAUUAUG